AUGUCGUCACCACCACCGUAUCAGACCCCAACCAACCCGCUCAAACGACCCUCCAUCACCUCCUCAGCCUCACAACCACUCGGCAAGAAACCUCGUAUGCACCCUCUCAGACAAACCUCAUUUCCGACUGGUCUCGAUACAGCAGAGCGCAGCUUCGGUGCGGCCAGCGAUGCCGGAAGCGUGACGGGCAGUUUCACUGGAAGUAUUGGCGGCGCAAGUGCGGACGGCGUCUUCGCUGGCGCAGCUCGCGGAAAGAAGCGCGGAAGAAAGAGCAAAGCUGAGAAGGAGCGCGAGCGUGAGCGGGAAGAUGCGAUGAGCUCGCGCGCUGGAGAUGCGCGGCUUGGAUCUGUCGAUGCCGAAGGCUCGGUGCGAGGGGGUAUGGGCGGAGGUGCUGGAGGAGGUGGUGAUGAUGCCGAGGAUGAUGAUGACGAUGAUGAGGGAGAGCUUUUGGGUCGAGAGGAGGGAACUACGGAUACAGAAGCUGAGAAAAAGAAUUUGGCGAUCCUGGUCGAUGCUUUUAACCCUCAGCAAUCCGAGCGAUAUGAUCUUUUCAAGCGGGCGAAGCUUCGCAAGGAAUCCCUCCGCCGUAUUGUCAACCAUGCGCUCUCACAAUCUGUCCCGGCCAGUGUGGUUACUACAGUCAACGGUUUCACGAAGGUGUUCGCGGGUGAGAUGAUCGAGAAGGCACGAACAGUUCAGGCCGAAUGGGCCGAUGCUUUCGACCUAGCGGCACGAACAGCAUUUGAUGCUGAAGAAGCUGCCGCGGAGAAAGCAGCUCAGGCCAGAGCUCAAGCCGCGGCCACGCAGUCAAAGACUGCACCUCCUACUCCUUCAGGCACCCCCGUCCCAGGGCCCAAUUCAGGAACCCUCAGCAAUGGCAUCAAGAAAGAGCCAACGGAGACAGACCAGAUUAGACCGUCUUCUGUCCCAGCAAAUCACCUCAACUCGACCCCCUCUACUCCUGCCCCUCAUAUGUCCCCAUCUCUAUCUUUACAACAAGUCGGCAAGCCAUCAGCAUCAAGUCCUGCGCUUCUACGCCCCCGACGGGAGUUCCGUCCACCACCCAACCCGCAUCGCGGCCAGCUUCUACCAUCACACCUGCGUGAAGCGCUUCGUCGAUACAAGCGUGAUGGCGAGGGUGGCGGUGUCGGUUUUUCGGGAUUGAGCAUGGACAAUCUCGGAGUCAAGGGUUCAGUUACGUGGGGCUCUGGCAGCGUGGGAGGCCGACGAUUAUUCCGCUAA
This is a messenger RNA of Penicillium daleae, 1242 nucleotides long. Its product is annotated as transcription initiation factor TFIID subunit 11 family protein. The coding region runs from base 1 to 1242 and encodes 413 amino acids. Gene Ontology annotation, molecular function: protein heterodimerization activity; transcription coactivator activity. NCBI's taxonomy places the organism in Eukaryota, Fungi, Ascomycota, Eurotiomycetes, Eurotiales, Aspergillaceae. Gene Ontology annotation, biological process: RNA polymerase II preinitiation complex assembly; transcription initiation at RNA polymerase II promoter. The transcript is spliced from 2 exons. The record is from RefSeq and is a predicted model, not a curated record. Gene Ontology annotation, cellular component: transcription factor TFIID complex; nucleus.